Molecule: messenger RNA, 672 nt
Organism: Emys orbicularis (European pond turtle)
Lineage: Eukaryota; Metazoa; Chordata; Testudines; Emydidae
Gene: RFLNA
Product: refilin A
Exons: 3
Coding region: 1-672 (223 amino acids)
Biological process (GO): negative regulation of chondrocyte development; negative regulation of bone mineralization involved in bone maturation; actin filament bundle organization
Cellular component (GO): actin filament bundle
Molecular function (GO): filamin binding
Source: RefSeq, a predicted model, not a curated record
AUGGUGGGCCACCUGCACCUGCAAGGAAUGGAAGGGAGUCUGAAAGAGAAGAGCCGGGAGGGCCUGCUGGACAGUCCGGAUUCCGGGCUGCCUCCCAGCCCUAGUCCCCCUUUCUACACCCUGGUUCCCGGGAUCAUCGGGGGCAGCAGCACGGGGACGGAUCACCCAGGACAUGGGCCCAGAAAGGAAGCCAAGGAAGGCAAAGUGAUGCCUUACCUUCUUGUGAACUCUUCUGUGCCAGAGAUGAGGCCUCGAAUGUUCCCGGUGUUCUUUGGCGAAAGCAUUGAGGUCAACCCUGAACCUGUGCAGGAAAUUAGAUGCAACUCGGAGGUGAAAUAUGACUCAGAGAAACACUACAGGGACGACAUCUUCUACGGACCCAUCCCCACCAUAACUGCCUACAGUGAGACGGUCAUCGCCACGCCAAACUGCACCUGGAGGAACUACAAGUCGCAGCUGAUCUUCGAGCCCCGACAGAAGCCCCUGCGGUUCCAGAGCACAACCAUCAUCUUCCCCAAACGCACCAAGAACAUUUACCGAACCACCCUCACCUACAGCCUGGGCUGUGCCAAGCGCUGGUUCGCAUCCAGCGUGCAGCUGGAGCUGUGCGAAGAAACCAGCCCCUGCGUCAUCUACAGCGAGACCCUUUCGUCCGCCCGUGGGGAGCUCUGA